GCAGGAGUGGCGGCUCUGCGGCAGGGCUUUACUCGCUAUGCGCCCAACCAGGGCACUCUGGAGCUCCGAGCGGCGAUUUGCGAGAAGCUCAAGACUGAGAACGGACUGACCUACUCGCCAGAGGAAGUGGUGGUGACAAACGGGGCCAAGCAAGCCGUGUUCCAAGGGGUGAUGGCCACGUGCAGUGCGGGGGACGAGGUCAUCAUCCCAGCGCCCUACUGGGUGUCCUACCCUGAGAUGGCUAAACUCGUAGGAGCCACGCCCGUCGUCCUCCCCACCACCACGGCCCACUCCUUCCUCCUCUCCCCCUCCGCCCUGCAAGCUGCCCUCACCCCCGCCUCGCGCCUACUCAUCCUCUGCUCACCCUCCAACCCCACUGGAGCCGUCUACUCGCCUGAGCAACUGCAAGAAUUGGCACAAGUCGUUGCUCAGCACCCUCGGUUGCUGGUACUAGCAGACGAGAUCUACGAGCACAUCAUCUACCCGCCAGCUCGCCACGUGAGCUUUGCUUCUUUACCCGGCAUGUGGGAGCGCACACUAACAGUCAAUGGAUUCUCCAAGGCCUUCGCCAUGACAGGCUGGCGCCUGGGCUAUCUCGCUGCUCCCAAGCCGUUUGCAGCAGCGGCCAACCGCAUCCAGAGCCAGACCACCUCUGGCGCCAGCAGCAUCGCGCAGAAGGCAGCCAUGGCAGCAUUCGAGCUGGGACCAUGCGGGGGUGCAACAGUGGCAGCGAUGGUGGAGGCAUUCAGGAGAAGGAGAGACAUGCUGGUGGCUUGGCUGGAGAAGAUUGCCGGAAUCAAGCUGGCCGUGCCGCAGGGGGCCUUCUACCUCUUCCCUGACGUUUCCUCUUUCUACGGCCGCUCAGGCCCGGGGUUCGGGCCGAUCACAGACAGCGAGUCGAUGUGCCGAUACCUGCUGGAGAGGGGACAGGUGGCGCUGGUGCCAGGGGAGGCCUUUGGAGCUUCUGAGUGCAUUCGGAUAUCGUAUGCGGCGUCCGAUGAUGUGCUUUUGGAAGCCAUGGACAGGAUUGAGAAGGCUUUGGCUGAAAUUGAGUGA
This is a messenger RNA of Closterium sp. Yama58-4, 1056 nucleotides long. The record is from the annotation of a GenBank genome assembly. Lineage: Eukaryota; Viridiplantae; Streptophyta; Zygnematophyceae; Desmidiales; Closteriaceae.